Molecule: messenger RNA, 4968 nt
Organism: Vicia villosa (hairy vetch)
Lineage: Eukaryota; Viridiplantae; Streptophyta; Magnoliopsida; Fabales; Fabaceae
Exons: 13
Coding region: 1-4968 (1655 amino acids)
Biological process (GO): DNA repair; telomere maintenance
Molecular function (GO): DNA helicase activity
Source: RefSeq, a predicted model, not a curated record
AUGGAACGUCCUGAUAAAAAUGAACUUGGGAAAAAAGCAAGAGCGCGAAGAUCUUUGGUUUUGAAGGAGAACCGUUCAAAGCGUCCUAAAUAUAGUCCUCACCAACCGAUAAGUAUGGAUACAAAUCAUGUGUCGCCUAUCUCAAUGACACCAAGACAACCAUUGGCCGACCUGACUCCGUCAAUUCAAAACCAAUAUUCUCAAUCCCACCUAACUAACGAGGCAUUUUAUAAUACACGACUUCUUCAAGGUUCCGAACCAAGCCCAUCAAGACAUGGUUUUAAAACAAAUUUGCGGACGUCCCAUAUAGAGACUUUAGGAACAAAUUUAUUGUCUAAGUUUUCUUCCAGUGCGGCCGUGUUUGACUUUGGAAGUUCAUCUAAUACACCAACAUUAGAAACUUCUUAUAUUGGGUCAGGAAGUAACAGUGACACUAAUUUAAUUAAACAGCUUGACACAACCGCACUUCAAAGGCAGCCUGCAAAAAAACCGGUCUCUGCGGUAUCUCAAAUUGUAAGAGCAAAAGCGAACACGCCGGCACGGGGCUGGCCUAGACAGCAGUUGGGGGUUCCAAAUAUAGCAAAUCACUUGAGCAAGAAUGUGCCUAUCCAAACAAAUCCGACUGGGACAGAUACUCCUAAAAUGUCGAUGCAAACUGCCACUAUUCAUCCCGUCACCAAUGGAGUCAAUCUCGCAGUACCUCACAUAGUAGAACUGGAGGCGAAUGAACAACCUACCUCAGCUGCAACACAUCCCAACCAGACAACCAAUUCAUUCUGUCCAAACAACAACAAACAAGCUAAGGGUCGGCCUAGGAAGCAAUUGGGAGUUCCCAACCUGGCUAUCAACUUGAGCAAAAAGUUUGCGGUACAAACGAAUGCGCAACAAACACAGUCUCAAAGAUACACACCGGACUCAACAUCACAACAUAGGAGCGACAGUCGAUCGAGCAUUCCUAAUAUGCAAUUUGAUCAAACCAAGAAACAACCUUACAGAAAUAUUGAUACUUCUGUCUCACAAACCACACAUAGUGCCAAUCAUAGACCGGAGCCGUCAUGUCCUGUUUUUACGUCAGCCGUCAAUUUGGAUUUUGAGAGCGACUCUGGAGAGGAUAGAGACUAUGACCCGUUCGCAACAUAUUUAUCCAAAGAUGACGAAUGGUUAGAAUCGGAAGAUGUUGCAGCACCCUUUACAAUUCACGACAACUAUAGCGAAACUUCCGAAGAUUAUUACGAUGUCGGUGACCUUCUAAUAGAAUGUCGGUAUUGUAAAGCAAUGAUGUGGUGUCAGGAAAGGAUGCACAAAAGUUCCAAUGCUGCCAAUCCGAAAUUUAUGCUUUGUUGUGGAAAUGGGAAAGUAGAACUUCCAUUGCUAGAACAGCCUCCAAAAGUACUUGCAAAGCUGUUGUUUGAUAAUGAUAACUUAGAUAGCAAGAAGUUCCAACAUCAGAUCCGAGUUUACAAUAUGAUGUUUGCCUUCACAUCACCUGGAGCAAAGUUGGACAAUCGUUUUAACAAUGGACGCGGGCCUCCGACAAUAAGGAUACAAGGUCAAACAUGUCAUCGAAUUGGGAGUUUGUUACCUCCACAAGGUCAAAAACCGAAAUUUGCUCAACUGAACUCCAAAAACAUUGAUGAAAUGGUUGUCCAACAUUUGUCUGAUAUGUUGUACGAAUGCAAUCCUCAUGCUAAGAGUUUUCAAAUGGCAAGGCAAUGGUUAGACAAUGGUGAAAGUCAAAACCUUAAGCUGAGACUAAUUUCAAAUAGAUCCGCAGAUGGGAGAGUAUAUAAUAAACCUACUGUUUCUGAAGUUGCUGCCUUGGUUGUCGGUGAUAUUGACACAGCAGAAAUGAGGGAUAUCAUAAUGCAAACAAAAGGAGGACAGCUUCAGAGAAUCAAUGAGCUUCAUGCAAGUUACAUGGAUUUUCAAUAUCCUUUGAUUUUUCCUUACGGUGAAGACGGUUAUAGGCCUGAUGUAGCUCAUAGAGACUUGCCCAUCCAUGAAAACAGCAUAAGAAAUAGACUUACCAUUAGAGAAUGGCUUGCAUUUCGCAUUCAAACAAGGUUUACUGAGGCUAAGACUUUAUUAUCUUCUAGAAGGUUGUUCCAACAGUUUUUGUGCGAUGGUUACACAAUGUUAGAAUCCGAGAAGUUAGAAUGGCUUAGAAAAAAUCAACCAAAGCUCAGGGUCUCCAAGUACAAGUCUCUAAAUGAGGAAGGUGAUCAGAGUCAAGCUCCUGGGUCAAGCAUAGGCAAAAGAGUUUUUUUACCAUCCUCCUUUGUCGGCGGUCGUAGGUUUAUGGAUCAAUUGUAUUAUGAUGGUAUGGCCAUUUGUAGCAAAGUUGGCUUUCCUGAUUUGUUCAUUACAUUUACCUGCAACCCAAAUUGGCCUGAGAUACAAAGAGUACUUGGUCCUCUUCAGUUGAAACCACAAGAUCGGUCGGACAUCAUUUCUAGAAUAUUCAAAAUCAAGUUUGAUCAAUUGCUAGCUGACUUAACCAAGAAAGGUGUGCUAGGAAAAGUGCUUGCCUAUAUGUACACCAUUGAGUUUCAAAAGAGAGGGUUGCCGCAUGCCCAUAUUUUGAUCUUUUUGCAUCCUUCAAACAAAUAUCCUAGACCCGAAGACAUUGACAAGAUAAUUAGUGCUGAAGUGCCCGAUCCCUUAACACAUCCUCGGUUGUACAAUUUGGUCAAAUCUCAUAUGGUUCAUGGUCCUUGUGGUUUAGUAAAUGUUAAUUCACCUUGCAUGAAAGAUAGGAAAUGCUCCAAGUAUUUCCCAAAAAAAUUUCAACCGAGCACUAUAGUGGACCAAGAUGGAUAUCCUAUUUAUAGAAGAAGAAACAACGGUCACACGAUUGAAAAAAAUGGGGUCAUCUUUCAUAGUGGUCAUAUUGUUCCUCACAAUCCAAGUUUAUUGUUGAAGUACAAUGCCCACAUCAACAUGGAAUGGUGCAAUCAAAGUACUUCUAUCAAGUAUCUUUUCAAAUACAUAAACAAAGGUUCUGAUCGAAUUUCAGCUGUCAUUCACGGUUCUAACAAAGACAACAUUGACGAGAUCAAGCAAUAUCUGGAUUGUAGAUACAUCUCCCCAAGCGAGGCAUGUUGGAGGAUAUUUUCAUAUUCUAUACACGGAAGAAAACCAGCCGUAGAGAGAUUGUACUUUCACAUGGAAGGUGAAAACUCCGUUUACUACAAAGACUAUGAGCAAGUUGGUGAUGUGUUACUCAAACCAAGUGUAACCGAGUCAAUGUUUACAUCUUGGUUUGAAUCUAACAAAACUUACGAAGAAGCUAGAUUACUAACUUACGGUGACUUUGUUUCUAAAUUUAUUUAUCAUAAACGAAGCCGAAGUUGGAAACCAAGGAAACGAGGGUAUACCAUUGGAAGACUUAUUUGGGUUCCUCAAAGCACAGGGUUGACACUAACUGAUACGGAGCUAAAGGAACUUACUUUAAUGGCUAUUGAAACACUAUUACAAAACAAUAAUAAAAGUUUGAAAGAUUUCAAGCCAAUGCCAUAUCCCAAGGAUUUUGUUGUUUCCUUUAUAGGAAACCGACUUCUAUACGAUGAACGUCAAUACAAUGUUCAUGAACAACAACAAUGUUUUGCUAAUUUGUACUCAUCUCUCACAGAUGAACAAAGAAACAUUUUUCAUGAAAUAAUGGAUGCUGUCGAGAAGCAACGAGGUGGGGUCUUUUUCUUAUAUGGCUAUGGAGGAACUGGUAAGACCUUUAUGUGGAACACUUUAUCGGCUGCACUUAGGUCUAAGAAAAAAAUUGUCUUGCCGGUUGCAUCAAGUGGGAUUGCAAGUUUAUUGUUACCAGGUGGCCGAACAGCUCAUUCUAGGUUUAAGAUUCUUGUCCCUACUUUAGAAAAUUCUAUUUGCAACAUUAACAAAAAAGAUGAUCUUGCUGAGCUUCUAAAGGUGACCGAUCUUAUAAUAUGGGAUGAAGCUCCUAUGGCUAACAAAUUUUGCUUUGAAUCUCUUUAUAAAUCCUUGAAAGAUAUUAUGAGUGGAAUGCCUAAUGCAUCUCAACAAAUAUUUGGAGGUAAGGUUGUCGUCUUUGGUGGUGAUUUCAGACAAAUUCUCCCCGUUAUACCAAGAGGUACUAGAUCUGAUAUUAUCCAUGCAACAAUCAAUUCUUCUUAUAUUUGGGACCACUGUAAAGUCUUGAAGCUUACAAAGAACAUGCGGUUACAAUAUGGUAUAAGUGAUUCUACUAUUGAUGACAUUAGGAGCUUUUCAGAAUGGAUUUUAAGUAUUGGGGAUGGGACCAUGUGUGAGCCGAAUGAUGGUUAUGCUGAUAUUUGUAUUCUAGAUGAGUUUUUAAUUUCAAACUUUUCCGAUCCCAUUAAGGCAAUUGUGGAGGAUACCUACCCUGAUCUUAUUCCUAACUAUCUUGAUUCGGACUAUCUCCAAAGUCGUGCAAUCUUAGCUUCAACAAUUGAAGUAGUUGAUGAUAUCAACAAAUAUAUCACAAACCUUCUUCCAAGAGAAGACAAGGAAUACUUCAGUAGCGAUUCUAUAGAUAAAUCUGAUGCUACUAACUUUGAUGCAUAUGAGCAUGUCACACCUGAAUUCCUUAAUGUUCUCAAAACUUCUGGAUUGCCUAAUCAUUCAAUUAGGUUGAAAGUUGGCGUCACAAUAAUGUUAAUGCGUAAUUUAGACCAGUCUGAAGGCUUGAUGUCAUUGUCUCCAUCACAGUCACCAUGGCCAUUUAAAUUGGUUAGACGCCAAAUCCCCAUUAUGGUUUCCUUUGCCAUGACUAUUAACAAGUCUCAAGGACAGUCUCUUGACCAUGUUGGUUUGUAUUUGCCAAAAGAGGUUUUUAGUCAUGGUCAAUUAUAUGUCGCAAUCUCAAGAGUUAAGUCAAAAAAAGGAUUAAAGAUUCUUAUUCAUGAUAAGGAUAUAGAACCAAUGUGUAACACCACUAACGUUGUUUUCAAAGAAGUGUUCCAAAACUUGUGA